Molecule: messenger RNA, 1372 nt
Organism: Tripterygium wilfordii
Lineage: Eukaryota; Viridiplantae; Streptophyta; Magnoliopsida; Celastrales; Celastraceae
Product: bifunctional nitrilase/nitrile hydratase NIT4B
Exons: 5
Coding region: 53-1045 (330 amino acids)
Biological process (GO): detoxification of nitrogen compound
Molecular function (GO): nitrile hydratase activity; nitrilase activity
Source: RefSeq, a predicted model, not a curated record
AACCCUUGUUUCUACUACCAGCAAUGACGAACCGCUCUUCGCGGAGGUGGAUAUGAGUGGCGAUUCCUCAGCCCCGACUGUCCGAGCAACUGUCGUCCAGGCCUCCACCAUAUUUUAUGAUACUGCCGCCACUCUAGACAAGGCAGAGAGACUAUUGGCUGAAGCAGCAGGGUAUGGAUCCCAGCUAGUUGUGUUUCCAGAAGCAUUUGUUGGUGGUUAUCCACGGGGGUCAACUUUUGGUGCUGCUAUUGGCAACCGAACUGCAAAGGGUAGAGAGGAGUUUCGCAAGUAUCAUGCUGCUGCCAUUGAUGUACCUGGUCCUGAGGUUGAUCGAUUAGCAGCAAUGGCUGGAAAAUAUAAGGUAUUUUUGGUGAUGGGUGUGAUAGAAAGGGAAGGAUAUACACUUUAUUGUACGGUGCUGUUUUUUGAUCAUCAAGGUCUUUAUCUGGGAAAGCAUCGAAAACUCAUGCCAACAGCAGUAGAGCGUAUAGUCUGGGGAUUUGGAGAUGGAUCAACAAUUCCAGUUUUUGAAACUCCAAUUGGAAAAAUAGGUGCUGUCAUAUGUUGGGAGAAUAUAAUGCCACUUUUAAGGACAGCAAUGUAUGCCAAAGGUGUUGAAAUAUAUUGUGCACCGACUGCUGAUGCCAGGGAUGUGUGGCAAGCAUCAAUGACGCACAUUGCUGUUGAGGGUGGAUGUUUUGUAUUGGGGGCCAACCAAUUCUGUCGAAGGAAAGAUUACCCACCUCCUCCAGAGUAUGUAUUUUCUGAUAUAGAAGAAGACCUCACACCUGAUUCUGUUGUCUGCGCUGGAGGCAGUGUGAUUAUAUCUCCUUUAGGAACUGUAUUAGCAGGACCCAAUUUUGAUGGGGAGGCACUGAUCUCAGCUGAUUUAGACCUUGGAGAAAUAGCUCGGGCAAAAUUUGACUUUGAUGUUGUUGGGCAUUAUUCGAGGCCUGAAGUGCUCAGCUUGACUGUGCGGGAUCAUCCAGCAAAGCCGGUUACUUUCACAUCAACUUCUGAGAAAACUGAAACUAGACAUAAAUAGGCAUGUUCUUCUCCUGCCUCGCAAUUGAAGUUCAAGAAAUAAAAUGGCUUCGGGAUGGGAAGGAUGUCUAAUUUCAUUUUCAUGGUAAACCAUAUGGCUUGCUAAAUAAUUAUUGCAUCUCCUGGCUGAAAGAUGCUAUUUGCUGCCAGAUAUCAAUAUCGCUUGUUAAUAUGUUCUGUUUUUAAUUGUUGAAGAUGAUCGAUGACAGAAGUAUGCUUCUGCUAUGGAAUUCUAGUUGGAAUGUCCUUUCUGUAUAUCCGCAACAGAAGCAUGUUUCAUGUUUGUGCAUGUAUUGCAAUGCUUAUCCUGUGUAUGUAUCUAUUGCUA